Messenger RNA from Suncus etruscus (white-toothed pygmy shrew), 3053 nucleotides. It is a transcript of the gene EPHA3, whose product is annotated as EPH receptor A3. Gene Ontology annotation, molecular function: transmembrane-ephrin receptor activity; ATP binding; protein binding. Gene Ontology annotation, biological process: protein phosphorylation; axon guidance; cell surface receptor protein tyrosine kinase signaling pathway. NCBI's taxonomy places the organism in Eukaryota, Metazoa, Chordata, Mammalia, Eulipotyphla, Soricidae. Gene Ontology annotation, cellular component: neuron projection; plasma membrane. The record is from RefSeq and is a predicted model, not a curated record.
GCGGAGCAUGGUAACUUCUCCAGCAAUCAGAGCGCUCCCCCUCACAUCAGUGGCAUGCUUCAUGGAGAUAUGCUCCUUUCACUGCCCUCUGCACCAGCAACAUGGAUUGUCACCUCUCCAUCCUCCUCGUUCUCAGCUGCUGUCUUCUUCACUGCUUUGGGGAACUGAAUGUCCAGCCUUCCAAUGAAGUGAAUCUACUGGAUUCCAAGACAAUCCAAGGAGAACUUGGUUGGAUCUCUUACCCAUCACAUGGGUGGGAAGAGAUAAGUGGUGUUGAUGAACACUACACACCCAUUCGGACUUACCAGGUGUGUAAUGUUAUGGAUCACAGCCAAAAUAAUUGGCUAAGGACAAACUGGGUGCCCAGGAACUCAGCUCAGAAGAUAUAUGUGGAGCUCAAGUUCACUCUCCGGGACUGCAAUAGUAUUCCAUUGGUUUUGGGAACUUGCAAGGAAACUUUCAACCUAUACUACAUGGAGUCUGAUGAUGAUCAUGGAGUUAAAUUCCGAGAAAAUCAGUUCGUAAAGAUCGAUACCAUCGCAGCUGAUGAAAGUUUUACUCAAAUGGACCUUGGGGACCGCAUCCUAAAACUCAAUACUGAGAUUAGAGAAGUAGGUCCUGUCAACAAAAAGGGAUUUUAUUUGGCUUUUCAAGACGUUGGUGCUUGCGUUGCCUUGGUAUCUGUGAGAGUGUAUUUCAAAAAGUGUCCGUUCACGAUCAAGAAUUUAGCUAUGUUUCCAGACACAGUACCCAUGGAUUCUCAAUCUCUAGUGGAAGUGAGAGGUUCUUGUGUGAACAAUUCUAAGGAAGAAGACCCUCCCAGGAUGUACUGCAGUACAGAAGGUGAAUGGCUUGUUCCUAUCGGCAAGUGUGCAUGUAAUGCCGGUUAUGAAGAAAGAGGAUUUACAUGUCAAGCUUGUCGACCAGGCUUCUACAAGGCUUCAGAUGGUAAUAUGAAGUGUGCCAAAUGCCCACCUCACAGUUCUACUUAUGAAGAUGGUUCAGUCAACUGCAGGUGUGAGAAUAAUUACUUCCGAGCAGACAAAGACCCUCCAUCCAUGGCUUGUACCCGAGCUCCAUCUGCACCAAGAAAUGUUAUCUCUAAUAUAAACGAAACUUCUGUUAUCCUGGACUGGAGUUGGCCCCUAGACACAGGAGGCCGGAAAGAUGUUACCUUCAACAUCAUAUGUAAAAAAUGUGGGUGGAAUGUAAAACAGUGUGAACCAUGCAGUCCAAAUGUCCACUUCCUCCCUCGACAGUUUGGACUAACCAACACCACAGUGACAGUGACAGACCUCCUGGCACACACUAACUACACCUUUGAGAUCGAUGCCAUUAAUGGGGUGUCUGAACUGAGCUCUACACCAAGACAGUUUGCUGCCGUCAGCAUCACCACUAACCAGGCUGCUCCAUCACCAGUCAUGACAAUUAAGAAGGAUCGAACAUCCAGAAACAGUAUUUCUUUAUCCUGGCAAGAACCUGAACACCCAAAUGGGAUUAUAUUGGACUACGAGGUCAAAUACUAUGAAAAGCAGGAACAAGAGACAAGUUACACCAUCCUAAGGGCAAGAGGCACAAAUGUUACCAUCAGCAGCCUCAAACCUGAUUCCACAUACGUGUUCCAAAUCCGAGCACGAACAGCAGCUGGAUAUGGGACCAACAGUCGCAAGUUUGAGUUUGAAACUAGUCCUGAUUCUUUCUCCAUCUCUGGUGAAAGCAGCCAAGUGGUUCUGAUAGCCAUUUCAGCGGCAGUAGCAAUCAUUCUCCUCACAGUCGUUACUUACAUUUUGAUUGGGAGAUUCUGUGGCUACAACAAAUCAAAACAUGGUACAGAUGAAAAAAGACUUCAUUUUGGGAAUGGACACUUAAAGCUUCCAGGUCUCAGGACUUAUGUGGACCCACAUACAUAUGAAGACCCUACCCAAGCAGUCCAUGAGUUUGCUAAGGAAUUGGAUGCUACCAACAUAUCCAUUGAUAAAGUUGUUGGAGCAGGUGAAUUUGGAGAGGUAUGCAGUGGUCGCUUAAAACUUCCUUCAAAAAAAGAGAUUUCAGUGGCCAUCAAGACCCUUAAAGUAGGCUACACAGACAAACAGAGGAGAGAUUUUCUUGGAGAAGCCAGCAUCAUGGGACAAUUUGACCAUCCUAACAUCAUUCGACUAGAAGGAGUAGUUACUAAAAGUAAACCAGUGAUGAUUGUCACAGAGUACAUGGAAAAUGGUUCCUUGGACAGUUUCUUACGUAAACAUGACGCCCAGUUUACAGUCAUCCAGCUCGUAGGAAUGCUUCGAGGGAUUGCAUCUGGCAUGAAGUACCUCUCUGAUAUGGGCUAUGUUCACCGGGACCUCGCUGCGAGGAACAUUUUAAUCAACAGCAAUUUGGUGUGUAAGGUUUCUGAUUUUGGACUUUCACGUGUUCUAGAAGAUGACCCAGAAGCUGCUUACACAACAAGAGGAGGGAAGAUCCCAAUCCGGUGGACAUCACCAGAAGCUAUAGCCUACCGCAAAUUCACGUCUGCCAGCGACGUAUGGAGUUAUGGGAUUGUUCUAUGGGAGGUGAUGUCCUAUGGAGAGAGACCAUACUGGGAGAUGUCCAAUCAGGAUGUCAUUAAAGCAGUGGAUGAAGGCUAUCGACUGCCACCCCCCAUGGACUGCCCAGCUGCAUUAUAUCAGCUGAUGUUGGACUGUUGGCAGAAGGACAGAAACAACAGACCCAAAUUUGAGCAGAUUGUAAGCAUUCUGGACAAGCUGAUUCGGAACCCAGGCAGUUUGAAAAUCAUCACCAGUGCGGCAGCAAGGCCAUCAAAUCUUCUUCUGGACCAAAGCAACGUUGACAUCACUACCUUCCACACAACAGCUGACUGGCUUAAUGGUGUCCGAACAGCCCAGUGCAAGGAUAUUUUCACAGGCGUGGAAUACAGUUCUUGUGAUACCAUCGCCAAGAUUUCCACAGAUGACAUGAAAAAGUUUGGGGUCACCGUGGGACCACAGAAGAAGAUCAUCAGUAGCAUUAAAGCACUAGAAACUCAGUCAAAGAAUAGUCCGGUUCCAGUAUAA